This is a messenger RNA of Fundulus heteroclitus (mummichog), 3548 nucleotides long. Its product is annotated as NACHT, LRR and PYD domains-containing protein 5-like. The transcript is spliced from 10 exons. Gene Ontology annotation, molecular function: protein binding. The record is from RefSeq and is a predicted model, not a curated record. Bases 200 to 3226 code for a protein of 1008 amino acids. Lineage: Eukaryota; Metazoa; Chordata; Actinopteri; Cyprinodontiformes; Fundulidae.
UGGAUUUUGUCUUUGUGGAAUGUGGAAGGAUCACGACACUGACUGGACCUAAAUCAGUGGGAACUGAUCUAAAGGAGAACAGAGCAGAACCUUCUGGAUCCAGCUGUCCGUCUAUGAGGAGUGACGACUUCAAACUUUGACCUCCAGACUUCAGUAAAAACCUGGACCUUCAGAAUCAGAGCUGACUAAAGUCCAGAAGAUGGAGGAUUGUGGUAUAAAGAAGAAGAGAGCAGAACCUCCUAGAUCCAGCUGUCCAUCUAUGAGGAGUGAUCAGUCCAAAGAUAAACCUCUGUACUUCAGUGAAGAACCUGGACCCUCAGAAGGUCAGAACCACAGACAGAGAGUAGAACCUCCAGGAUCCAGCUGUCAGUCUACGAGGAGUGACCGGUCCAAAGAAGACAAUCCAGAGUUCAGUGAAGAACCUGGACCCUCAGACCCAGAAGGGAGGAAGAGGAGCAGCAUUGGUGUGGAGGAGCAGCGGUCCUCCUGUGCUUUGUGUCAGAAGGUCCUGAUGGACCCGGUCUCUACCAGCUGUGGACACUGGUUCUGCAGACAGUGCAUCACGUCAUACUGGGUCCAGUCUGCUCCAUCAGGACCCUCCUCCUGCCCCCAGUGUGGGAAAAGACCCAGAACAGGAGCUGGACUGCUGGCAGCCAAUCAGAGCAGCUGUGCUCCAGCAGAUGUUGGUCUGCAGGAGGUUCUAGAGGAACAUAAGAUCAGUCUAAGGAGGAGAUGUGAAUGUGUGACUGAAGGAAGUGAUGAACCAGGAAGUAGAACCCUCCUCAACAGGAUAUACACUGAUCUCUACAUCACAGAGGGACAGAGUGAAGAGGUUAAUACCCAACAUGAGGUGAAGCAGCUGGAGAGAGCUUCCAGGAUCCAGAACCUCCAUGACUCUCCAAUCAGGUGCCACGACAUCUUUAAAGCCUCACCUGACCAACAUGGACCCAUCAGAGUGGUUCUCACCAACGGCAUCGCUGGUGUUGGAAAAACCUUCUCAGUGCAGAAGUUCACUCUGGACUGGGCCGAGGACUUGGAGAACCAAGAUAUCUGUGUGGUGGUUCUGCUGUCGUUCAGGGAGCUGAACCUGAUCAGAGGUGAGGAGCACAGUCUUCUCACACUGCUCCAUGUUUUCCAUCCAACCCUCCAGAAGCUCCCAGCAGAGCUGCUGGCUCGCCACAAACUUCUCUUCAUCUUUGACGGCCUGGAUGAAAGCAGACUUUCUCUGGACUUCAACCACAGUCGGCUGGUUUCUGAUGUCACACAGAAGUCAUCAGUCGACGUUCUGCUGACAAACCUCAUCAAGGGUAACCUGCUUCCCUCGGCUCUGGUCUGGAUCACCUCCAGACCUGCAGCGGCCAAUCAGAUCCCUCCUUCAUGUGUUGCCAGGGUAACAGAGGUACGAGGCUUCAGCGACGCCCAGAAGGAGGAGUACUUCAGGAGGAGAUUCAGUGAUGAAGAGCUGUCAAGCAGAAUCAUCUCUCACAUCAAGACCUCCAGGAGCCUCCAUAUCAUGUGUGGAAUCCCAGUCUUCUGCUGGAUCACUGCUACGGUUCUGGAAAACAUGUUGACCACAGAGCAGAGAGGAGAGCUGCCCAAGACCAUGACUGACAUGUACUCUCACUUCCUGCUGGUCCAGACCAGGAGGAAGAAGAACAAGUACCAUAGGGGACAUGGGAGGAGUCCACAGGAGCUGAUGGAGGCUGACAGGGAAGUUCUCCUGAAGCUGGGGAGGCUGGCGUUUGAACAUCUGGAGAAAGGAAACAUCAUGUUCUACCCAGAAAACCUGCAGCAGUGUGGUCUGGAUGUCACAGAGGCCUCGGUGUACUCAGGAGUUUGUACAGAGAUCUUCAAGAGAGAGAGUGUGAUCUUCCAGAAAGCAGUCUACUGCUUUGUUCAUCUGAGCAUUCAGGAGUUUCUGGCUGCAGUCUACAUGUUCCACUGCUUCACCAGCAGGAACACAGAGGUGGUGGAGAACUUCCUGGGACAAAAAUACAGUGAAACAUCUCUGGAGAACUUCCUGGGAAAAGGACAGAAUUACUCAUCUCUGGAUGAGUUCAUGAAGGCAGUCAUGAAGAAAUCCCUCAGAAAUGAAAAUGGCCACCUGGACCUGUUUGCUCGCUUCCUUCAUGGCCUCUCUGUGGAGUCCAACCAGAGACUCUUAGGAGGCCUGCUGGGUCAGACAGAGAACAGUCCAGGAACCAUCCAGAGAGUCAUCAACAACCUGAAGGAGAUGAACACUGAUAGAGUCUCUCCUGACAGAAGCAUCAACAUCUUCCACUGCCUGAUGGAGAUGAAGGACCUCUCAGUUUAUGAAGAGAUCCAACAGUUCCUGAAAUCAGAGAACAGAUCAGAGAAGCUCUCAGAGAUCCAGUGCUCAGCUCUGGCCUACAUGCUGCAGAUGUCAGAGGAGGUUCUGGAUGAGUUGGACCUGGAGAAGUACAACACAUCAGCAGCAGGACGACUGAGACUGGUUCCAGCUGUGAGGAACUGCAGAAAGGCUCGACUAGUGGGCUGUAGUCUCUCAGGGACUGAAUGUGAAGUUGUGGCCUCAGCUCUGAAGUCCAACCCCUCCCAUCUGACUGAACUGGAAAUAGAUGCAAUCCAUGAUGAAGGGAGAACCUUUGGAGACUCUGAAAUAAAGCAUCUCUGUGAGAUCCUGGAGAAUCCAGUCUGUAAAGUAAAGAAGCUGAGACUGUGGAGCUGCAGUUUAUCAGAGAUCAGCUGUUCUUCUCUGGUCUCCGCUCUGAAGUCCAACCCAUCCCAUCUGACAGAACUGGACCUGAGUAACAACGACCUGAAAGAUGCUGGAAUGAAGAAGAUUUGUGGUUUUCUCCAGAUUCUCCUCUGCAAAUUACAGAUAUUGAGAUUGGAGCGCUGCAGGUUGUCACAGAUCAGCUGUUCUUCUCUGGGCUCUGCUCUGAAGUCCAACCCCUCCCAUCUGACAGAACUGGACCUGAGUCAGAACGAAGGCCUGAAAGAUGCUGGAGUGAAGGAGCUCUGUGGUUUUCUCCAAGAUCCCCUCUGCAAACUACAGAUAUUGAGAUUGUGGCUCUGCAGUUUGUCAGAGAUCAGCUGUGAUUCUCUGGGUUUGGCUCUGAAGUCCAAUCCGUCCCAUCUGAGAGAACUGGACCUGAGAGGAAACAGCUUGAAGGAGUCAGAUGUUCAGCAGCUGCAGGAUCUUGUAAAGAGUCCAGACUACAAACUGAAAUCUCUGGAGUGGUGAUGAUCUUUGCAGAGGAGAGAAGCUGAGCUGUCCUGAUGAUCCAGAGGUUGAAGCUGCAGCAGUUGAGUUUAAAGAGACUCUGGAUCCUAAUGAUUAACUGAUGAAGAUGUUGAUCCUGUUUAUCUGCUCAUGUCUGUCAUUUAGUGUCUAAUUUUGUUUUUCUCUGUGGACCAAUGAGGAUGAAAUGAAAACUAAGCUGCAUUUAGUGGCUCCAUGUAGUUUUGAUUAGAAUGCAAUGAAACUUGAAAGUUGAUCUUUUGUCUCCCUGGUUCAUUUUCAGCCUUUAACCCCGAAAUCUAAAAUAAAGCUCAACUCUAAAGUU